This is a messenger RNA of Plasmopara halstedii, 201 nucleotides long. RefSeq lists its product as uncharacterized. Bases 1 to 201 code for a protein of 66 amino acids. The record is from RefSeq and is a predicted model, not a curated record. The transcript has 2 exons. NCBI's taxonomy places the organism in Eukaryota, Oomycota, Peronosporomycetes, Peronosporales, Peronosporaceae.
AUGACAAGUCUACAUCACGUCGUGAUUACGGUGUUAAGGCCUCUUAAGUUGCUUGCUGCAGAGGCGCUGAGCCCUUACACAUCAUUGGAUGCGGGCCUUCCGCUAACACACGGACCACCCUCUGUGCUUGAGAAAUGUGCCUUGGUAUUAAAGGCUGAUAAAACUACCGCUGGUCAUCAGAUUCAGUUGCGUACUAGGUGA